AUGGAAUCCCCACAUCAUUCAUUUAAUGCAUUAAGUCAUCAACAAACAGUAAAUCAUUUCAAUCAAACUACAACGACAUCGAAUACUGAAUCUUUUGAUGAUCAAGUGAAUCAAUUUGCUAGGUCACAUGCAACUAUAAUAUCUGCAAUCUUUCCCGAUAUCGAUCAAUUUGAUCAUAACAAACAACAACUUCUCCAAUAUAUUGAUUCAAAUAUCAUUGGUAAAAAUAUUCGAGUCAAUACUCCAUGGGGAUCUCGAAAAAUAAUUUAUGCUGAUUAUACAGCAUCUGGCCGUGGUCUAACAUUUAUUGAACAUUACAUGCUGAAUAACGUCUUACCUUAUUAUUCUAAUACACAUACUAUAAAUAAUGCAUGUGCAUUACAAACUACGAAAUUUCGUGAAGGAGCACGAACAAUAAUUAAACAAUAUGUCAAUGCAACUGAUGAUGAUGUUGUUAUUUUUACUGGAUCAGGAUCAACAGCUGCUAUUAACAAACUUGUCGAUGUUUUACAGUUGAGAGAGGAAAAUGUGCGAAGUAAAACUGUUGUUUUUGUUACUACAUUUGAACAUCAUUCAAAUAUUUUACCAUGGAAAGAAACAGGAGUUGAAGUUAUACGUAUUCCUAAUAAUAAACAAGGUCUUAUUGAUGAAGAUUUUUUAAAAAAUCAAUUGAAAUAUUAUCAUGAUGAAGUAAAAAAACAUAUUAUUUGUACAUUUAAUGCUGCCAGUAAUGUAACUGGUAUUCGAACUGAUGUUGAUCAUGUUUCAAAACUUGUUCAUCAAUAUAAUGGUUGGAUUUUUUGGGAUUAUGCAGCAGCAGCACCUUAUCUUAAAAUUGAUAUGAAUGCACCAGAACUUGCUUAUAAAGAUGCUGUCUUUAUUUCGACACAUAAAUUUGUUGGUGGACCAUCAACACCAGGUAUUUUAAUAGCUAAGAAAAAACUUUUUACCAAUCAAGUUCCAUCUAAAGUUGGAGGUGGUACAGUUAAUUUUGUAACUCGAACACAUACUGAAUAUGUAAAAGAUAUUGAAGUACGUGAAGAAGGUGGAACACCUAAUAUUCUUGGUGCUAUUCGAGCUGGUUUAGUUUUUCAUUUAAAAGAAUCUGUUGGUUAUCAUACAAUUGAUGCACGUGAAGAUGCAUUAGUUGCAAAAUUCUUUGCAAGAUUUCGAAAUCAUCCAAAAUUAUUUGUACUUGGAUCAUCUACUGUUUCUCGACUAGGAAUAUUUUCAUUUCUUAUUUAUGUACCACUUUUUCAUAAAUAUUUACAUCAUAAUUUUAUUUGUGUAUUGUUAAAUGAUUUAUUUGGUAUUCAAGUACGAUCAGGAUGUUCUUGCGCUGGACCUUAUGUUUUGGAUCUACUUAAUAUUGAUGAUCAAACAGCAGACAUUUAUACGAAGUUUAUAACAGCAGAUGAAAAUGGCCGACUUAAUGAAAUGCCUAAAAUUGAAUUAAUGAAACCUGGUUUUACUCGAUUUAAUUUAUCAUAUUUUGCAAGUGAUGAAGAAGUUGAUUAUAUUUUAAAUGCAAUUGAAUUUAUUGCAAAUGAUGGAUGGAAAUUUUUAUCAUUGUAUACUUAUGAUAUAAAAACAGCUGUUUGGCGUCCUCGUACUGUACCAUCGGGAAAUCAUUUUUAUCAAUAUUACAGUCUUCGAAUGAUUACAUAUCAGCAUGGUACGAUGGAAGAGAAUACGGGACAACAACAAAGGGAACUUAUUAAUUCGAAUAUUCCUCAGUUAGUUACAAAUUCAUCUUCAUCCGAUGAUCCAAUCGAAGCAGCUAAAUCAAUGGCAAAUAAUAUUCCGAAAUAUGUUUACGAAAAUGUUGAUUUUCGAACUGAUGCACCAUUAAAUGUUCCAGAUGAAUAUAAAGAUUUUGUUUGGUUUGUUAUACCUAAAGAUAUUAUUCGAAGAAUUUUCAUUGAUUAUGAACAAAAUCAAGUAACUGAUCUUAAACCGGAACCAUUUCGUCCGAAAAUGGAUGAUUAA
Messenger RNA from Rotaria sp. Silwood2, 1989 nucleotides. The record is from the annotation of a GenBank genome assembly. Lineage: Eukaryota; Metazoa; Rotifera; Eurotatoria; Philodinida; Philodinidae.